CAUAUACAGCCAAAGUCAAGAAUCUAAACUUUAUUUUUUCCAAAGCAAGAAAUGGAUUCCAGAGCCCUUUAUAUUGUUAGUCUUUGGUUAAGAAAGGCAAAGCUAUAGUGGUGAUGGGAAACCUCCUAGUUUACCUUGUUUCUUGUUUAUGUUUGUGUUUACUUGUAAAUCUCAUCAAGUUCUUUAACAAAGUAUGGUGGACUCCUAUUCGCAUACAAUCGUCCAUGAGAUCACAAGGAAUAAUAGGCCCUUCUUGCAGAUUCCUCCAUGGAAACACCAAAGAGAUCACUAAUAUGAGAAAUAGAAUCAUGAAUGGUCCCAUGGAAUUAUCACAUCAAAUGCUCCCUAGAAUUCAGCCUCACAUCUAUUCAUGGAUCAAGUUAUAUGGGACAAACUUUCUGAAUUGGUAUGGCUUUCAAGCUCAAUUGGUUGUCACUAACCCUGAGUUGGUCCAAGAGGUGCUGAACAAUAAGGAGGGAGCAUACCAAAAAAAAUUUAUCCAAAAUUAUGCAGAUAAAUUCUUAGGAGAUGGACUUUUAGCUUCUCAAGGUGCAAAAUGGUUGAAAAUGCGAAAAAUUGCUAAUCAUGCUUUCCAUGGAGAGAGCUUGAAAUGUAUGAUUCCAGCGAUGGUUGCCAGUGUUGAGACAAUGCUUGAGAGAUGGAGACAGAAUGAAGUGAAGGAGACUGAGGUGUUCCAAGAAUUCAAAGUUCUAACUUCUGAAAUUAUUUCCAGGACAGCUUUUGGAAGCAGUUACCUGGAAGGGAAGAACAUAUUUGAUUUGCUGGCAAGGAUGGCUAGCAUUGUUUCCAGAAACAAUUUUAAAGUUGGAAUUCCAGGGAUUAGCAGAAAAUUCUUGAAAACUCGUGAUGAUACUGAAUCAGAGGAACUUGAGCAAGGCAUCCGAGACUCCAUCAUAAAGUUGAUAAACAGAAGAGAGGAGGGGCUGCUGAUGGGUGAACAUGAUAGUUAUGGGAAUGAUUUUCUUGGAUUACUUUUAAAUGCUCAUCAUGAUAAUGAUGAGGAAAAGAAGAUAUCAGUAGAUGACCUGAUUGAUGAGUGUAAGACCUUUUAUGUUGCUGGACAUGAAACAACUGCAAGCUCACUCACUUGGACUGUUCUUCUUUUAGCAAUUCACUCAGAUUGGCAAGACAAAGCAAGGGAGGAGGUUCUCAAAUUAUUUGGCAAACAAAAUCCUAGUCCUGAUGGUAUUGGAAGAUUGAAAAUUAUGAGCAUGAUUAUUAAUGAAUCCUUGCGUCUGUACCCUUCGGUUUUCAAUAUCACAAGGGAAGUUCAAAAAGAAGUCAGAUUGGGGAAGAUAAUCAUUCCAGAGAAGAUGGCUGUGUGUCUUCCAAUUCUUGCUGUUCAUGACAAUUCACAAGUAUGGGGAGAAGAUGCUCAUUUCUUCAAACCAGAAAGAUUUGCAGAUGGGGUUGCCAAAGCUACAAAAAAUAAUACAUCAGGAUUUUUCUCAUUUGGUUCAGGGCCCCGAUCUUGCGUUGGCUUGAAUUUUGCAACAACAGAAAUAAAGAUUGCACUGUCUAUGAUUCUGCAGAACUACAAGUUUACUCUGUCACCUACUUAUCUCCAUUCACCAGUCCACAUCCUGACAAUAUGCCCACAAUACGGACUUCAAAUCAUGCUCGAGGCCUUGUAGAUUAAAGCUUCAGGUUUUUGCUUGUAUUUACUUGAACCCCAGCAGCCAAUAGUGAAGUUGCCAAUGCUAAUAAGUUUUUGGUGGAAAUUGUGGGCAAAGCACUUAGCCCUACAUAAAAUCCACAAUAGAUAAAGUCUCUCUGCAAUUUAUCA
Molecule: messenger RNA, 1807 nt
Organism: Hevea brasiliensis (rubber tree)
Lineage: Eukaryota; Viridiplantae; Streptophyta; Magnoliopsida; Malpighiales; Euphorbiaceae
Product: cytochrome P450 CYP749A22
Exons: 5
Coding region: 114-1655 (513 amino acids)
Molecular function (GO): monooxygenase activity; iron ion binding; heme binding
Source: RefSeq, a predicted model, not a curated record